UACUGGAAAAAAAACAACUGCUGGAGAGUGCCAGGAGUCCCUAGCAACUCUGUGGCUUUCGAAAUCUCAGGGGGAAAGGCUGUUUAGUCAGCUGAUAGUGGAGGAGAACGCCUAUGCCCCAGGAAGAGAAGGCCCUCCAGAUGGACACCCCACCCUCUGAAGAACCCUUAGAUAAGCAAAACGAAAAACUGGAAAACCAGGAAGAGGAGAUGGAGUUUAAGGAACUGGACGGUCUGAGGGAAGCCUUGGCAAACCUCCGGGGACUGUCUGAGGAGGAGAAGAGUGAGAAGGCGUUGCUUUGCUCCCGCAUCCAGGAGCAGUCCCAGCUCAUCUGCAUCCUGAAGCGGAGGUCAGACAAGGCCUUGGAACGCUGCCAGAUCCUGGAGAUGCUCAACACAGAGCUGGAGGAGAAGAGGAUGCUGGAGGCCCAGAAGCUGAAGGCCAAGAAGGAGCAUGCCCAGAAGCUGGAGGAACGCUUUAUGACCCUGGCAGCUAACCACGAGUUGAUGAUCCGCUUCAAGGACGAACACAAGAGUCAGAACGUCAAGCUGAGAGAGGAGAACGAGAAGCUGAGGCUGGAGAAUGACAACCUCUUCAGCCAGGCUCUGAAGGACCAGGAGGCCAAAGUAUUGCAGCUCACUGCCCGGAGCGAGGUCCUCGCCAAGGAGCUGGAGACUCUGAAACAGAGGUGUGCUCAGGAUGCCUGCCAGGCACAGGCCCGAGAGAAGGAGCUGCUGGAGCUGCAGAACCAGCAAGCCCAGGCCCACACCAAGGAGACAGAGCAGCUGCGCAGCCAGCUGCAGAGCCUCAAGCAGCAGCACCAGCAGGCCAUGGAGCAGAUGGCAAAGGCUGAGCUGGAGCACAGCAGCCUGAACCAGGAGCUGCAGGCCAAGCUGCAGACCGUCACUCGUGAGAAAGAGGAGCUGCUGCAGCUGUCAGUGGAGAGGGGCAAGGUGCUUCAGAACAAGCAAGCAGAGAUCCGCCAGCUUGAGGAGAAGUUGGAGAUGGCAGAUGCGGCCAGGAGGCAUGCGCUAGAGCGGUUUGAGCAAGAGGCAGUGGCUGUGGACAGUAAUUUGAGAGUCCGGGAGCUUCAGCGCAGGGUAGAUGGGAUCCAGAAGGCCUACGAUGAACUCAGGCUGCAGUCUGAAGCCUUCAAAAAGCACAGCCUGGAUCUUUUAAGCAAGGAGAGAGAACUCAAUGCCAAACUCCGCCAUCUCUUUCCGUAAGGAAGCUUCUGCUUCCUCUGGCCUCCAAUUUAGAAUUCAAAUAUUUGUGCCUUAGUAUUAUGGCAAGAGUAAAGAUGGUAUUCCAUUUAUUAUACUUUUAAGCACAACAGGCAACUCAAAGAAAAGCUACUUUACUAUGAUGUUGUUGUUUUUACUAUUGUAAGGCUAACACUCACUUGCGGUCCUACCACCUAGAAUACACAAGAUUUACCAAAUUUCUUUCUUGGGGCUUUGAAAUCUUCCUAAAUUUGCUAUCAGUAUCUCUACCUCCCCUGUAAUUUAUUCAUUAUCAACCUCAGAUAUCGUCUUAUAUCCUAAGAUUUUAAAUUAGCAGCUCCUAUGGAUUUAAGUGAAUCUUAAAUGUGCAAUGAGAUAUGCUAUUGUGAAAAAAAUUAGCAUAAUUAGCCCUUGUAGAUAGGUAGGCUUGUAGUCUCCUGUAGUUGAGAUUUUAAACACUAACAGUUGACAGCAUAAUAAUAGCAUGGAUUCCUUGCAGAAAAAAGUGUCUGAUUUUGCAACCAGCCAAAUAGUUGCUUGCUUCACCUGCUUUACAGCAGUAUCCUUUUUAUCUUAUUUUAUUUGCACUAGCUUGGAGAACAAAGAUUGAGACUAUUAAGUUCUUUACCAAAGUAGGCAAACUUAUUAUAGUCAUUCUAUAUAAGCAACAAGAUUCAAAUAAGUGAAAUCAACCAGUUCUUAUUUCGCCUGAAAGCUUAGAUCACAUUCCAUUUCCUUGGUUUUUCUCCUUGAUAAAACAGGAUUUAGAGGUGCAAGAAUGCAAAUACCAGUACUUUCAUUUAAUUUUGCACAAUAUGCUAAUAGACAAAAGCCCCCAAUUUGGGGUAACAAGUUAUAGCAGACUGGGUAUGAUACAUGUAGCAACACAUAGUGAUUGUUUUGUCUCUAUUAGUAUAUUUUUCCUUACAAUUAACUUUUUCCUUGUUUAAAAAAACAUUUAAAUGGAAUGUAUAUAGGUAUACCUAUAGCAUUUUUGUAGGAAUACCUAAAUAUGUAGUUAUAAAAACAGAUCAUAGUUGUUACAUAUAUAUUUAUAUAAAGUUCUUAAAGAGGUAGUUAUAAAAAAGUUUAUGCUUACUUCUAUGUAUGUAGUUGAUAUAUAAACUUAUUAUGAAUACCUCUCAAAAUAGAUUGCAAUGUAGUAUUUUUCUCACCCGUUUGGUGCCAAGAGUGCCAAGAGUUACCUAAUGUUUUCGUUUUAUUGAAAAAUGCUACUUGGUACCUUUUUAGUAAACAGUUUGCAAGUAUCAUUUACCUUACCUCAGGCAAUUUUUAAAACCUAUUUUCUCACAGUUCUAUUAAGACUGUGGUAUUAAACACGAAUUCCAAGGAACCACA
Messenger RNA from Equus caballus (horse), 2582 nucleotides. It is a transcript of the gene CCDC89, whose product is annotated as coiled-coil domain containing 89. NCBI's taxonomy places the organism in Eukaryota, Metazoa, Chordata, Mammalia, Perissodactyla, Equidae. The record is from RefSeq and is a predicted model, not a curated record.